Molecule: messenger RNA, 974 nt
Organism: Scylla paramamosain (green mud crab)
Lineage: Eukaryota; Metazoa; Arthropoda; Malacostraca; Decapoda; Portunidae
Exons: 5
Coding region: 1-687 (228 amino acids)
Source: RefSeq, a predicted model, not a curated record
AUGUCAAAGAAGUGCAAAGACAAUUCAGAAGACACUUUGACAGGGAUCCAUCAAGCCAAAGGGACGCCGCUCAGUCUGCAGCCAGUGUGGCGGCGUAUCUUGUGUGGUGCGCGGCGUGUGUAUCACAUUGUGUUCCUCCUCAAAGACUUAGUGGUGGUCAAGAUAUUACAAUUGGCCAAGCCCUCCCCGAAGUGUGCUACCAUUAGUGUACCAGGACUCCAAUUUGUUGUGUCAGUCCGGGACGCCUCCUACCCCUCUUCUCCUUCCCCUACCACCCGCCAGCAGCAGCUUCUGGCCCCCCACCAGCCAGAAGCCCCUUCACGGCCACUACCUCCCGAAGCCCAAGUUUUGCCCAGAAAGCGACGCCCCCAGAGGCCUCCAGACCAGCGUUCCACAAGUCUCUCCCAAGACGCUGUCAGCCGCGCCGUCGGAAUAUACACAACGUGGCUAUGCGGUGGCACCAUGCCACAGGCCGGUGACUCCCGCGUACUGCUUGAUGCGGAACGGCGUGUCUGUUGGCAGCGUGUGGUGAGACAGGGAAGCGGCCAGAGUUGUGAAGCGAGUGUGGCGGCGAGCCCUGCGCCACUGGCGGUGACGCGCGGGGAGGCCACGGCGGAGUGUGCGUGGAAGAGGCCGGUGGAGGCGGCAGUCUGUGCGGCGGGGCCUUUGGGCGGGGGAAAGUUUUGACCUGGCCACCCUGCCUGUGACCUGUGGCCUCUUGUUGCUUCACCAUGUUAAGGUGGUGGUGGUGUUGUUGACUCAUCUCUGUACAAGCCCAUAAUUAUUAUUUGACAUCAGAUAAUGUUUGCAACAUUUAUUCAUUUAUUUUUAGCAGAGGGUGGUGCUGUGAAGCUGGCAGCACAUGAGCUGACCAGAGUGCUACAGGAAGACAGCACACAGUAGCAGCAACACUGUCAGUGUUUUUAAGCUUCAGCAUCUUUGACGAUAAUGUUUAAAUAUACUAUAUUUUUAAA